Closterium sp. NIES-65 is the source of this 1521-nucleotide messenger RNA. The record is from the annotation of a GenBank genome assembly. NCBI's taxonomy places the organism in Eukaryota, Viridiplantae, Streptophyta, Zygnematophyceae, Desmidiales, Closteriaceae.
AUGCCUGAGAGCGGCGGAGGGGGAAAGCGGAAGGGGGGAGGGGGAAAGCGGAAAGGGGGAGGGGGAAAGCGGAAAGGGGGAGGGGGAAAGCGGAAAGGGGGAGGGGGAAAGCGGAAAGCGGGAGGGGGAAAGCGGAAAGGAGGAGGGGGAGAGGGGAGUGGGGAGGGGGAAGGGGGAGGGAAGGGGGAAGAGAGGCGAGUCGGAACAAGGGGAGGGGAAAGGGAGGAACGGGGGCUGGCAGCGCUCGAGAGGGCGGUGGCGGCGGGGGCAGACGCGGUGGAGGUGGACGCGUCACUCACUGCAGAUGGACACCUGGUGGCACUGCAUGACAGGGAUGUCCAGUUGCUCCUCAACGACCCGUCAGCAAGAGUCCCCUCCCUCGUCUUCUCUCAAAUACGCCGGCUGGAUUUAUCGCCUCUGUGGCCCGCUACCUCUCCUCGCGAUGCUGCAACGCAGCAAGUUCCUGUUCUCACGCUGCAGCAGGCUCUGCAGGCUCUCAUUGGCCGAGUGAAGCACAUCACCGUGGACGUCAAGAUUGCCACGUCAGCAAUCGCUGAGAACAGGCACAUGGCACAGCGGCUUUUGAAUGUGUUUGAAAGGGUCGGUGGGUGUGCCGAGUGCCUUGUGUGGUCCAAGGAAGAUCAGUUCAUCCGCCACUUGUCGCGCAUCCAGCCGUCCAUCAAGACUGGGUACAUAGUGUGGAGGAACUUCAAGACUGGGGUGGUCAACGGGUUGCUGCGUCGUGAGUCGUCGCAUGUGGUGGGACUGGCAGAGAGCCUGGCUACACUACAAACCGUUAACGAUGCCCAUAAGGGAGGCAAAGAGGCUCGAGCAGCAGUAAGGAGGGCGAGGGAAGCAGGUCAUCAACGUCUGAUGCUGGACCUGCUCUUGCCGCUCAUUGGCCCUUCACUCCUGGACGACUGGCCUGGCGGCAUUCAACAGCAGCUCCAAGCGGCCAUUCCUCUGGUGGAAUCGCUGCUCACUGGGCUGGUGGACGGUGGGGAGCUGUACACGCGGCGGGUGAUAGAUGAGGAUGAGGCAGUGGUGGCGUGGGAGAGCAAGACGGUUGCACUUGUGCUCUUCCCAACAGCCGAGCGCCUGCCAGCUGUCAUGGAGCUGGCCAAUAGUGAGCCAGAGCGCACGCUGCUGCUCAUGAAUCCGCAGUGGCAGCCAGGCCAGGUUGUCUCAGAUUUUGGAUUUGGGAGCAAGCGCAAACAGGCAGAAGAGUUUCUAGACACCUUCCUCACUGCCUACAGUCUGAAGCGCAACCGCAUCCGCUCGUAUGAUGUCACUCUCGUCAAGUGCUUCCCGGGCGAUUGGCAGGUUUACAUGUCGGAUGACAGUGGUAGUGGGUCUGAUAGCUCUUUCCCAACAUAUGAGAUGAUUGGGACAGUGGAAAAUCGGCCAAGUUAUCGUGACCUUGAAGCGAUGGUGCAAAAAAAGAGCAGUCAAGGGAGCGAUUCAGGUGGAUGGUUUGGGCGCAUUGCCAAGGAGAUCGAGUUCCUAAAGCGUUCCAAGUGA